Messenger RNA from Cotesia glomerata, 1918 nucleotides. RefSeq names its product pyruvate dehydrogenase [acetyl-transferring]-phosphatase 1, mitochondrial (gene Pdp). Gene Ontology annotation, biological process: protein dephosphorylation. NCBI's taxonomy places the organism in Eukaryota, Metazoa, Arthropoda, Insecta, Hymenoptera, Braconidae. Bases 341 to 1774 code for a protein of 477 amino acids. The transcript is spliced from 4 exons. The record is from RefSeq and is a predicted model, not a curated record. Gene Ontology annotation, molecular function: cation binding; protein serine/threonine phosphatase activity.
CAAAAUUAAACACGCCAUUCUUCGUGUUUUAUCCAAAACCAGUCGAUGGUUAAAUAAAAUAAAAAACAUUUUAUUCCACUUUAUUUAUUGCUGCUGACAGUCAUCGCAUUGAUUUCAGUGACAAGCGCUUGUGAGUUGUCAAUUAAAGUUAACAAUUGUCAAUAUUACUGAGUUAUUUUUUAUCGAGUUAAAAAUACUCGUCUAUUGCCUCGCUAGAAAAUUAAAUAAAAAUAAAAAAUGUCAUGGAACAGUGAUGGAUUAAUUUGUUGACAAAUAUUAUUAUUAAUAAUUCAACCUUGAGCUCAAAUCAAAAUAAUAAUUUAUACAAAAAAUAUUUAAUAUGGUUUUGCGGCAUGGUAGCUUUUUCCUGUCGAAAAACUUAUUGAGGAUAAAAUCUAAUAAUGAAUUUAGUAAAUCAAUUCGUCAUUUUGUAAGACAGAAUCCACCGGUACCAAAGCUUACUCCAGAUGAGGUAACUAAAAUUUUAAGGACCAAUGAAUUCACUAAAGAAUUUGAGGAUAAUUUUUCAGUAAAAUCCUAUGACACUAAUCAAUUAGCAUCAAAUAAUCCUAUAGAGGAUAUGAGAUCAGAAGCUAGAUGUAAAAUUACAAAUGACUUCUUAUUGGGAAUUUUCGACGGACAUGGAGGUAACGCGUGCUCGCAGGUUGUCUCGAAGCGGUUGCUUUACUAUAUCGCUGCUUGCUUGCUGCCAAAAUCAACUCUACAAGACAUCGUCGAGACGCAAAAGUCUCCAAUGGAGGUAAAAAAUAAUUUACUGGAGACAUUUAAUGAUAUUCCGAAAUUCGUGUCAGAGUUGGAGAAACUCUACAAUAAAAGUUAUUUAACUUUUAUUAAAGAAUUGGCUAAAUCGAAUAAGUCUGAUUUAGAAGUAGAAGUUGCGCUCGAGCACGCGUUUCUACACCUCGAUCAGGAUUUGUCAACAGAGGCUUUUGAAAAAUUGGAGAGAAAAGAACUGGCCAGGACACUGUCAGUCGCUAUGUCUGGGUCUGUUGCUAUUGUGGCAAGGAUUGAUGGUCGUGAUCUUCAUGUUGCUAAUGUUGGAGACUGUCAAGCUGUUCUGGGUGUUCAUUCUGAAAAUGAAGGAUGGUCUGCACUACCAAUGAGCAUAGAACACAACGUAGACAACCGAGAAGAAGUCGACAGAAUAUUAUCAGAGCAUCCCGAGCGCGAAAAAAAUACAGUGAUUAAAAUGGAGCGACUUCUGGGUCAAUUAGCACCUUUGCGUGCCCUUGGAGACUUUCGCUACAAGUGGAGUCGAGAUAUUAUGAAUAAAAUAAUAGUCCCGUACUUCGGUGAGACUGCAGUUCCUCCAAACUACCACACACCGCCAUAUUUAACUGCUAGGCCUCAAACCACUUACCACAAGUUAACGCCAAAAGAUAAAUUUUUGAUCCUGGCAAGCGACGGACUUUGGGACUUGAUGACUCCUCUCGAAGCUGUGUAUCUUGUUGGCGAGCACAUGACCAGUAAAGUGGCCAUGAAUCCUCUUUCGAUGCCUUUUGAUGACAUGAAACUGUCGGAGAUAAAUAAUUUGCUCAUCCAGCGCAAGGAAAGUCUGAAAAAAAAGCCAUUAGAUGACAAUGCUGCGACUCAUUUAUUGAGAAACGCUCUCGGUGGUACUGAGUACGGCAUUGACAACUUAAGAUUGUCAAAAUUUUUAACGCUGCCUAAUGAAGUCGUGCGUAUUUUCAGGGAUGAUAUUACAAUUACUGUUGUUUACUUCAACUCGGAAAUUUUGCAAAAUUAUACGUAAUAUUUUUUAUGAUAUUAUAACCCUGGUUAAGAAUACUGAUUGAAAAGAAUUGUUUGCACUCUAUGCAAACUGUACACUGAGAAAAAAUAGUAUAUUACAUACCUAGGCCAGUAAAAUAAGAAAUGUCUCAGAUCACAUGAAAUU